AUGGACGCUAGUGAAUUGGUGAUUGACAUUCCAUCGGACUUGCCCCCUGCGGAGUGGCCGGAAUGCUGUAUCUAUCGGGUUCCCAAGCUACUACGCAAGGUAAAUGAAAAAGCCUACACCCCUAAGCUAGUCUCAAUAGGCCCCUUUCAUCACGGCAACGAUGACUUGAAGGACAUGGAAAAGCACAAACUGAGAUAUUUUAAGGAUUUCUUUCAACGGACAACACUGAAGAAGAGCCAGAAGGAUCUUGCAAGUAUCAUUGCAGCCAAGGAAGAGACAAUCCGCCAUUGCUAUUCAGAAGAGUGUGGACUUGAAAGUAAAGAUUUCGUGAAAAUGAUUCUAUUGGAUGCCAUAUUUAUAAUUGAGCUCUUCUUGAGGUUGACUGAGAAAAGAGAAAAUGAUUACAUUCCAAGUAAACCAUGGCUGGAACAUGGUAUAUAUUAUGACUUGAUAGUACUUGAGAAUCAGCUUCCUUUUUUUGUUCUUGAGGACUUGCAUAAGUCUGCCUUCUUUGACUCUUCCAGCCUCAGCCAUCGCCAAGGGGAUACUCCAUUUCGAGAGCUUUCCCUCCUUUACUUUUCUCGCAAUGGUAAGCAUAAAAACUCCGACAUCUAUGGGAAUGUAAAUCAUUUCACAGAUUUGCUAAGAUACUUUUUCCUUCCACCAAAGCUGCUAAGAGACUCUUUCCUUCCACCAAAGCCGAGCCAUCAAGGACCUUUGGAUCAUCUAUAUAGUGCCACAGAGCUUGACGAGGCAGGAUUGAAAUUCAAAGCAAUUAAAGAUGAUAGAUCUUUAGUUGACAUAAAAUUCCCUGAGAAUAAGUUUUUGAAAUGUUGUCCGUGCUUCAAUUUGUCAUGGCUCUUGGCUUGCUUGCCAUGCUUGAAAUGCUUUCCAUGCUUGGAGGGUAUGGAACGUUUCUUGCAAGUCCCAUGCUUUGAGGUUGACGACAGUACUGAAGCUCUUUUACGAAAUCUCAUGGCCCUGGAGCAGUGCCAUUAUCCAUUUCAUGGUUACAUUUGUAGUUAUGUGCUGCUAUUGGACUUUCUUAUCAACACCGAGAAAGAUGUGGCUUUGCUUGUUGAUAAGAAGGUCAUUGUUAACCGGCUCGGUAGCAACACUGCAGUGGCGGAUCUAAUUAACAAUCUCUGCACUGAGAUAGAGGUAACUGGAUCCUAUUACUCUGAUCUCUGCACAAAUAUUAAUGUGUACCGUGAUAACCCUUGGAACCACGUCAUGGCAUCUAUGAAAAGUGUGUAUUUCCCUGAUUUUUGGAGAGGCACCGCAGCUGUGGUUGGACUAAUUGUCCUGACUUUUACUUUUUGGGAUUUCCUUAGGCCUUAUUUGAAGAAGAAGAAGAAAUGA
Corylus avellana is the source of this 1362-nucleotide messenger RNA. Its product is annotated as UPF0481 protein At3g47200-like. The record is from RefSeq and is a predicted model, not a curated record. Lineage: Eukaryota; Viridiplantae; Streptophyta; Magnoliopsida; Fagales; Betulaceae.